AUGCAGGAAUCCGAAAGCAUUGCACGAAAUCUCACUAUCGAAGCUCGAAGCACGGAUAUGCUCAUAAUAUGGACCGACUGUGAUCGUGAAGGAGAGGCAAUUGGCUUUGAAAUCGCGCAACAUUGUCAAAAGGCACAAAGGCGCCUUAUAGUGAAGCGUGCACGCUUCAGUGCCGUAAUUGCUGACCAAAUCCACCAUGCAUGUAUGAACCUGGUAGACUUAGACCUUCACGCUGUGGAUGCAGUUGACGCGCGGCAGGAGGUCGAUCUUCGGGCGGGUGCAGCUUUUACGCGCUUACAAACCAUGAGAUUGGGUCCACUACUAAAGUUGGAUAGCAUGCUGUUGAGUUAUGGACCCUGUCAAUUUCCGACGCUCGGAUUUGUGGUGGAUCAUUACAAGCGAGUCGAGACAUUUGUACCUGAGGAAUUCUGGUCCAUUGACCUUAGGCACGCUGUUUCCCAACAAGGGCAAGACAGGAGAACGAAUGUCGAAUUUCUAUGGGACAGAAAUCAUUUGUUUGAUAAAAGAAUUGUCCACAUUCUGCAUAAACGUUGCAAGGAUGCAGAAGAAGCUGAAGUUAAGCAGGUCGUGCGGAGAACAACUUGGAAACGGAAGCCAACGCCCCUAACGACAGUUGAGCUACAAAAAAAUUUAUCUCGGCUUUCUGGCAUGGCGCCGAAGAGAAUCCUCGACGUGGCUGAAUCUCUCUAUCAGCGCGGUCUUUUAUCAUAUCCACGCACUGAGACAAACCAAUAUGAUAAAGACUUUGACUUCGUCAGCCUGCUAGACAAGCAGCGAAGCGAUUGUAUUUGGGGGGCGCAUGCUACGGAGAUAUUCGCAUCGGCUACUGGAAACGGGUCAGAUUCCUUGCAUUCAUUACAAUAUGAACGACCGCGGGAUGGACAGAAAAAUGACAAGGCUCACCCACCUAUUCAUCCAACGGCACAUGCAAAUGAUCUCAAAGCCGAUGAGAAACAAGUGUAUGAUUAUGUGACACGAAGGUUCCUCGCCAGUUGCACCACCGAUGCCAUGGGGGAGGAGACCAAAAUAUUUAUUGAGAUGGGUGGCGAGUCGUUCCAUACGUCAGGUUUACUCGUCAAGACGCUUGGAUUCCUAACAAUUUUUCCGUAUGAGAAAUGGACGAGCAAAUUUGUGCCUGAGUACCAGGAGCGCCAGCGAUUUCGUCCGAGUUCCAUCAGUGUCAAAAGCGGGAGUACCAGCCCUCCUAACUUGCUUACGGAGGCGGAUCUUGUUCAUCUAAUGGAUAAACAUGGGAUUGGCACAGAUGCCACGAUUGCUGAACACAUCAAAAAAGUUAUCGACCGUCAGUACGUUGUUAUCACCAAACAAGGAAAGACCAAGUACUUGGUGCCAUCGACAUUGGGUAUGGGACUCGUCGAGGGAUACGAGCGCCUCGAAACGAGUCUGCAGCUCUGUAAGCCGAAACUCCGGCACGAUACAGAAACUCAGUUGGGACUUAUUGCGACAGCACAGCGAACGAAGCAAGAGACAGUGAGUGAGAAUCUGACAGAGUAUAAACGAAUCUAUGACAUUGUGGAGAGAGAUUUUGAACAAAUUCGCGAUGCUGUAUGCACCUACUUUCGAACUUUACCGCAAGACGAAGUACAAGGGCCACGAUGGCAACACGCACGACGGGAGCAGCGACAGGCAGAGGCUUAUUGUGCGUCUCCUUUUCCGAACGAGAGUGCCCAAACAGAAAGUAGUACUCCAACAUGCCAUUGCAGCGCUGCAUGCACGACAUGUACGGAGCAUCGUUCGGGAAGAGAGUAUUGGGCAUGUGGCAACCGCGACCUCAGAGGUCAUGACUGUGGGUUCUUUCGAUGGUGUGCGAUGACGCCAACCUCGCCGCAUACGAACGAGGGUCAAGCCUCGCGAAUUCUGCAGGAGGCGACUAAACGCUCAGCUGAUCGUGAGCCUCGCGCGAAACGCGCAAAAACCAAUGGUCAACAUACAAUGUGCAAUUGUGACUUGAUUGCCAAGUGCUGCCGAGCACAGAAGGGCCCGAAUGCGGGGCGUUUAUUCUACACUUGUCCGAAGGAGAGCAAACGCGCGAGCCCUAAUUAG
Molecule: messenger RNA, 2085 nt
Organism: Malassezia globosa CBS 7966
Lineage: Eukaryota; Fungi; Basidiomycota; Malasseziomycetes; Malasseziales; Malasseziaceae
Exons: 4
Coding region: 1-2085 (694 amino acids)
Biological process (GO): DNA topological change
Cellular component (GO): nucleus
Molecular function (GO): DNA topoisomerase type I (single strand cut, ATP-independent) activity; DNA binding
Source: RefSeq, a predicted model, not a curated record